AUGACGAGUCGGAACGGGACUCAUUCCGGUUCUGCUGGUCGCUGGUUCAGAAUCACGUUCUGUGGUUCUGCUCCGGUUCCUCAGAGCAGGGGGUUCUUUUCGGUUGAAGACAUCGAGGCAUUUGUUCUGAUUCGUAUCGCCAGGGCCGAGGCCAUCGCCGCACGCUACUCCUACAUCACCAUCUGCGUGCUGAGGACGGAGGAGGAUUUGGGCUUCUAUGAUAAUGCCAUUAACAGCUUGGACGCGGCUAAGGAGUCGGUGGUGACGUUCGGGCCGUGGAAGGCCGCCCUGUUGGUCGAAGAUCUGCUGGACUGUGUAAAGAUGGACAUCGAGAGCCAGGGCUACAGGGUGAGCAUCCAGCCUCACGCCGUGCAGCACAGCUUCCUGUCCAGGAGCUACAGGAACUACUUUCAUCAACUCACAUUCACCUGGUGGUGAUGAGACGGCUGAACAAAACUGGAAACCGUGCAUACUCUUUCUUUAAAAAAAUUACAGACUGCACUUUGUUAUGUUUUUGUUAUAGAGCCACACUAAAGCAACGGCUCAGUAAAGCAUCGGUAUAUCAUUAAUUUCAAAGGUACUGACUUCCUGAAAGAUGGAGAAAAAAAGAGGGCUUGUAGCUUCUGCUUGUGAUGAGUGAAGUGCAUCUUUCCUAGUAGCCAGCAGGGGGCGACUUCUCAGGUUUCAGAAGUCCAGCUGACCUCAGGGGACACUUCAGUGAUGAGUUUGGGGUCUUACUCUCUAGCUUUCAGUCUUGUUUACUAGGACAUGAUGAUAUGUUUUAAUCAUUGUCUCUGUUAGUGUCAGCCUUGUGAUUCUCAUCUGCCGUGUUUGUCAGUCAGAGCCACGCCUCACCGUUUUUUCCUUUUCAAACUUGAUAUUUUUAUUUAAACAAUAAAUGUUCAGCUCAAGGCUUCACAGCAGGACCUGAAUAAUCAGUGGGUGAUGUUGCAUUAUGGCUAUGUUAAUGUUUCAUGUACAGUCUGUGGGUUUAAGCGCCUGCUGCCAAGCAAAGAUUUCUAUCUUUUAAUUCAUUUCAGCUGCUUAUAAAUAUAAAUGUUGGUUCAUAUUCAGUGUUGUGUUGAACAAACACUAUCUACUCUAUUAUUAAAUCUUCUUGUCCACCCGCAGGUCUCAGUAGUAACUUGUUUAAUUAGACGCCA
Molecule: messenger RNA, 1163 nt
Organism: Neolamprologus brichardi
Lineage: Eukaryota; Metazoa; Chordata; Actinopteri; Cichliformes; Cichlidae
Source: RefSeq, a predicted model, not a curated record